Molecule: messenger RNA, 559 nt
Organism: Physella acuta
Lineage: Eukaryota; Metazoa; Mollusca; Gastropoda; Physidae
Source: RefSeq, a predicted model, not a curated record
AGUGUGGUACAGCCUCGGAGUUCAUACUCAUACGAUUGAAUCGACCUACGAGAACCCACACCAUGAAGCUGCUGACAUCUUUCACGCUGAUUGUUCUAACUGCAUUCGUUGCUAUGGUUGUGUCUAAGCCAGCUCCAACAACAACCGCAAGCAAAGCCGCCAAAGCCACAACAAAGCUAACUACUUGCCAAAAACUGUAUAUCGAGUGUGAGGCAAUCGGGAAAGGCAUUGUAAAAUCAACAGCUGAUGCAGAUUGCAAUGACGCUUCAAAAUUUGAAAAUUGCCUCGACAAAUACAAAAAAGAUUGUUCAACUGAAAAAACUAUUAUUGCAGCUUUUGACCAGGCCAAGAUAGAGUUGAAGAAAGGCAUUGCAGAAUGCAAAGAAUUGAAGAAGGCAGAGACAGAAAGUCAAGCAACCAGGUAGUGAUGGGCGAAGAAAUGAAACAUGCAUCACAGAUUGCUCAUCAGCUUUUUACGGAAAACAAAUAUCAAGAUAUAAACCACGUUGAUAUUUCUUGUGUUGUCUGAGCUUUUGUGAAAUUAAAUCUUUAUAAAUGA